AUGUCAUUAAAAACUUCACUGAUCAGACGAUCGUCGUCUAUAUCAAAUGGCUCUUCAUCAAGCAGAUCAAGACUUUUAAACUCAUUUAAUUAUAUACCCUCAACAACAACAAACUCGACUGCUUCCAAUGCGGUCCACUUGUCAUCAUCGUUCAGACCUACUAGUCAACCAACUUCAAUCAAUUUAACUUUGGAGCCACUUAAUGACACUUUUAAACGUAAAAAUUUAGUUCUUUAUGACAAUGAACCAAUUAAAAUCGGUAGGUCGAUAAACAAAUCCACAACACCCUCAGAAUCUAAUGGAUUUUUUGAUAGUAAGGUGUUAUCCAGAUCUCACGCUGAGAUUUUGUUUGAGAAAAGUAACAAUGUUGGUGAAAAAAGAAAGAAUAGUAUGGAGAUGAAAGUAGAAGGAAAGGUGUUAAUUAAGGAUUUAAAAUCAAGUAAUGGAACUUUUCUUAAUGGGAGGAAAAUUGGUGUGGAAAAUGAUGAAUUUGAUGCUGUGGAAUUGAAUAAUGGAGAUUUACUUGAAUUUGGAAUUGAUAUAAAUAACGAACAAGAUCCAAAGACGACAUUUAGAAAAAAAAAUAUCAAAUUUUCCAAGUUAUCCUUAUCAGCACCAGCACCAGCAUCAUCAAAUUUUAACGAUGAUUUAUCAAUUUAUGAUUUAAUAGAGAGAGAAUUGAAUUUAGCAAAGCAAGAUUCACAAAAUUUAAUUCAAAUGAACAAUAUGUUGAAUGAUUUUAAUGAUAUACUUGAAGAUUAUAGCAUAAAUGAUAGUAAUAAGCAAGAUCAACAACAUCAGUAUGAAUUAUUACAAAAUUCGUAUCAAGAUUUACAUAAACUCUAUACCAAAAGUAUUGAAGAACAUGAAGAAGAAAAGCAAAAAAUAAUUUUCAAGUUCACAAGCCAAUUGAAAGAGAAACAUGAACCAGUGAAAAAUAAUGAGCAAGGUCAAAAAAAUAAUUAUCAGCAAUUAUUAUUAGAUAAAGAAAAAGAAUAUGAUGAUCUAUUGAAUAAAUUUAACUUGCAUACUAAAGAAUAUAAUUUGAUGAAAGAAAACUACAACACAGUUAUAAAAAGAAUAAGCGUAAUAGGUGAAUGGGUUAAUUCAAAUAUAGACAAUAAUAAUUUAUCAAAUUUAUCAAAUAACAAAGUUGAAGAUAUUGUUGAACUUUUAAAAGUUUUUGAUAAGUUAGAAAAGAUUAUUGAAUUAAAAAAAGCAGAAUUAGAAGGUUUAGAAAUAAUUAAAAAAGAAAAUAACAAAUUGAAUGAUUUAAUCGGUCAAAAAGAUUCUAAAUUGUUAGAAUUGGAAAAAAUGAUCAAAGAGUUUGAAGCAAUUAAUGAUAACUUAAAAAUUGAAAAAGAAAAUGUACUUGUUUCUUCUUUGAUAAAUAUCUAUUUACAUUGUUACUAG
Entrophospora sp. SA101 is the source of this 1413-nucleotide messenger RNA. NCBI's taxonomy places the organism in Eukaryota, Fungi, Glomeromycota, Glomeromycetes, Entrophosporales, Entrophosporaceae. The record is from the annotation of a GenBank genome assembly.